AUCCCGAUGCCGGACACAAAAAGGGGCCUGGACAAAGCAUGGGCGGAUUUGGGCAGCUACUUUGUAGGCAGCAUGAAAAGACGAGCCGUGGAACUGUCAGAACGCAAGAUGACAGUAGCGGAACGUGCAGCUUUCGAAGGAGCAAAGGCGGUAGAAGUGAAAAAUUUCGUCGCCUCCAACGCCUUUGAGGAUGCUUCGUACGAGCACCGCGCGACUACUUCACCGGUGAUGUCACGACAGACCCGCCAGAUGGUUCUCCAGUUGGCAUCUUGGAAGCGGUGGUCCCUGUCGAAGGGAGAUGUGACCGGAGCUUUUCUGCAAUCACGACAGUACCCAGACCAGCUGUUCUGUGUGCCCACGCCAGAAAUUUGUACUGCACUCGGCAUCCCAGCCGGCUCAAUCACAAGGGUCCAGCGCGCUUGUUACGGCCUGGUAGAUGCUCCUCUUGAAUGGUGGCGGUCAGUAGAUUGUUUCCUACAAGAAAUAGGAUUCGAAAGACUAUGGGCUGACCCAUGCUGCUGGGUACUCCGUGAAAACGGCGUACUCAAAGGCGUGAUCAGCGGUCACGUUGACGAUUUUCUGUUUGCAGGAAAAAGUGGAGACCGCCUAUGGGAGAGCAAGGUGAGGGCCAUUAAAGACAAGUACAAAUGGGGAGACUGGGAUUGUGGGAAGUUCGCUCAGUGUGGGGUGGUUGUUGAGCAAGACUCUAAAGGGUUCGAGUUGUCCCAACCUACUUACCUUGAAAAUCUCCAUGAAAUUGGUGUGAACUCCAGUAGGCGUAAGGACCCCUCCAGUCCCACUACUGAUAAGGAGAAGACCCAGUUGCGU
This is a messenger RNA of Symbiodinium pilosum, 828 nucleotides long. Lineage: Eukaryota; Dinophyceae; Suessiales; Symbiodiniaceae. The record is from the annotation of a GenBank genome assembly.